Messenger RNA from Coregonus sp. 'balchen', 15232 nucleotides. The record is from the annotation of a GenBank genome assembly. NCBI's taxonomy places the organism in Eukaryota, Metazoa, Chordata, Actinopteri, Salmoniformes, Salmonidae.
GGCAGUCACCUGCUUUACACCACAAGAACAGCGUCACAACGCCUGUAGGAGUUGGCAAGAGAGCAGAAACAGUCAGACUGGCACUCAGACUACCAACAACCAGAUAAUGUGCCAACAAACAACGCUCACAGCUGAAGCUUGCAAAUGAUGGACAAACAAAACGGUAACAGCGUUUAAAAAUAUAUGAAAUUAAUCAACAAAAUUGGCAACUUUUUUGAUUGUUGGUUAUCUAUAACUGUAUGUGAGAUCAUUCCUAAAUACAUGGUUUAUAGUAUGAUCCACAUACUAUAGUGCUUAUUAUGUGUCAAUACUAUGGCAACAAGUAUUGAAACACUGCUAUUACUCUUUUAGGAAAUGGGCCCAAAGCCCCAGAGAACAGGGUGAAGGGGAAGCCUCCUCCGUACUCGGUGGAGACGCCCUAUGGCUUCCACCUGGACCUGGACUUCCUCAAGUACGUUGACGACAUCGAGAAGGGCCACACCAUAAAGAGGGUCCCCAUCCAGCGCCGGAGCAGGGGGCAGAGGCCCAGCACACUCCCCAGGCACCUCAACCUGUCUGGGCAUGGCUAUCGGCCUACCCCCUGGGGCUCCACUGGAGCUCUGGCCCCCAGGUCUCGCCUCGCCGACCCCCACCUGGGCUAUGGCUCCUGGGCUUAUGAUGGCAGGUCGUCAGCCUCCUCUGGAAGGUAUAAGUCUGUGGCUGAGAUGGAGGCCAGUAUCCAAGCCUUUGAUGAGCAGCCCUUGGGGGAGCACAUCAGGCCAAAUCUCCUGCGUGCCUCCAGCCUGCCUCUCACCGUCCUGCUGAGGAAAGGUUCCGAGUCAACUGAAGACCCGGCCAGUCUCCGAAGCUCCAGAGACCGUCUCGGAGGAAGGGACAUGUCCACGGAAGACAGCUUCUACUCCCCGGACUGCUCGUCUGACUUUUGGUCGAACCAGGACUUUUCUGGAACCCUCCACCGCCUCACCGAAGCCCUGGAGCGCGUGGGCGAGCUGGAGGAGGAGGUCCGGGUCAUCCCGGAGCUCAAGGCACAGAUCUGCAUCCUGCAGGAGGAGAGGGAGAGGUUCCGUCUUGGACUGAAUUCCCGACCAGGAUCCCAAACCUUGGUCAACGGGGCCAAAAAACCCUCUUAUGCGACCUCUGACCUCAAAAGACCCAGGAAAGAGAGUAAUCUCUUCACCCACAACGACGAUGUCACCGAUGACGACUCUAACCAGACACACGAAUGGAGGAUGAGCACAGACCUAGACGAGCUUCUUACGGUGACAUCCCUGCAAGCCAAAGUGGCCAUGCUGGAGCAGAGGCUUCAUGAGAGCAGCACGGACCUCCAGAACGCCACCUUGCUGCUGAGAGAACAGCAGGAGGAGGGCCAGAGGAAGGAAUUGAGGAUGAAGCAGCUCACUAGGAACACUGGGGGCUGGGUGAGAGCAGAGAGAGUCCAGGUGGACCAAUAUGACGAAGAGACCGAGAAUUCUUCUAGGUGGUCUUUAGCAGGUGCGCAUGGUCCGUCCAUUCGAGAAAAUUUGAAUGAAGGAGAAUCUUUGUCGACCAAUGCAGUGACCAUCGGAACAAAUAGACAAAUCUCUGGCACUCAGAUCGAGGGCCUUGGAGAUCAUCACAUUUGGGUUUCAGCUAGCUCUUCCACGAUGGAGGUCCAAGCUGGUCAACACAUUUCAGAAACGGUGGUCCAUCGCUUUGUAGGAGAACCAGGCCUGGCAGUAUCCAUGGAGCACAUGCCCCAGAAAGAAGCCUCCCCAGGUGGCAUGGAGCAACCUGUGGCGGCCCUCCACGUGAAGAGGAUCCAGGUUCUCCUGGAACAGCAGUGGGAGUGUCUGUGUGGGGGGACAGCAACAGAGGGGGGCAAGGCCCUGGAGCACCCAGACCCCAAGGUCAAUUCGCUACAGGAGGAGAUGAUGAGUCUGGUUCAUACUCUUUCCUCCUACUACAACCAUGGAUCCAGUGACGGAGAGGCUUCUCAAGGAGGUAUGGUUUAUCUUCACAUAACUUUGGGUUGACUUCCAGAACAAGUAUGCUCAAUGGAGAAUCUCCAUUGAAAGUGGUUUCUAGUCCAGGAAAAGCCUGGACAAUAAUGUCCAGUCUACACUAACCACAUAUUGUCUUUAUGCAUUUUUUAAAAUAUUCGCAAGAAAAUCUGUUGCCAAUUGGAUGGAAACCUAGCUACUGACCCUAAACAUUUUUCAUUGAAUAUAAAAAGAGAAAUUAUGUGGAACAAGGAUUUUGUUUUUUUGACUGCUUAAAAAGCAAAGUGAAUGUUUAUUUUAUAGUACAGAGCUCUUUUCUGUAUUUCAUAAGUUAUUAGAUAUAUUCCAACUCAUUUGAAUUUCAAAACAGAGUCUAACUGUAACACAAUCCAUUCCCAGUGGUUUUUUUUUACUCCAUUCACGUAAUGUCAGCUCAUUUCACUCAUAGCUUUGAGCUAUUUCUCCAUCUGUCAUGAAAGAUUAGGUCCGAUUUGCGAGUCAAUGGCGGAAAUUCACAGCGCACAAAUUCCAUUACCAUGUCAAAGAGACCACUUUCAGACAACUUUAUUUUCCUUUCUCAAAUCGAGACCCACAAUUCGCCAUGCAGUGUAAAUUGAUGGUUGUAGUUAGUCUGGCUUUAUGCAUGAUAGGUUUUUAUUGAUGACUGUAACUCUUCCUUACGGUUUGUACUUAAAGAAGGAUUUUCUUUUUGCCCUGACUCAGUCCUUAGGCAACUGAACCAGCUCCAGUACUUCCAUUUUCUUCAUUUAUACUAGAAUGGGAGAAGUUUGGUCAUAAUUACAGGGAAACUAUUUCGUUCUCAUGCAAAGAACAAUUCAAAGCUGCUAUGGAAACAACUCACCAGACCCAUGUGUUUCAUUAAAGCAGCGAAAUGAACAGAAAUGCAGUUUAUAUGUAGUUAUCAUCCAACUUGAAAGAAAACUCCACUCAAAAACGAUAUCUUUCAAAAAAUGAAAAUACUAAGACAGUUUUUGACUAGAGUUUCACUUUAACUGAUAGCUAUCAAUGCCUCCCAUUGUGAUUAGGCUACCAACCACGUAUAAUGGAGUAUGUCUACAGACUUUCUAUCUCAUUGUCUAUGUCAUGGGGGCCUCCUCAUCAUCCUCUUAUACUGUGGUUGGCCCCACUUGAAAUGACAAUAAUAAUUAGCAAAGCAUCUACAUUUCUGUAGCUUUUAUAAAAGGUUCAUUUAGCCUUUAGUUGUUGUUGUUUGUUUAGCUGUUGUUGUAUUCAAAGUGGGACCGUGUGAUUUAACAGCUCCUUCGCCUUAACAUACGAUCUGUGUCGUCUUUUUCUCUCUUAGCCCCAAAAUCCAUCAUGAAGAGAAAUGGCAGUGGUCAGACGUCAAAGAACCUCCACUUUGCUCGUGUGAACAGCGGGUAAGACACCAGUCUCCUGCUGUUUAUAGUUUACAAAUAACUAACUUGAGCAUCACCCUCUGCAUUUAUGACCAACUUAUGGCUAACCCUGAAGAUUUCACUGUGCAGCAACACUAAUUUUGGACUGUCUGCGUUCAGCUAGAAAAACCCAUGAUGUUGGCUACAAUGGCAGGAUGACUGUAAUGGCGAAACACAUUGGUUCAGAAUGACACAAUAGUGUCUGAAUAUCUUUUGCACAUGUGUUUAGCUUUGAAACAACACCAAAUGAGGAUUUGGACAGUAAGAGCCAUGCGAAUGUGGACAUCUCCGACCUAGAGCAACAGCCAGAAGGACUUGGGGAGAUGGUAGAGAAACCUGCAGAACAUGGGGGUUCCAACCAUGGAGACCAGAAAGAGGGAGACCCAAGUCAAGAGACGAUGGAAGGAACCAAUCCAAUGGACCAGACUACUCAAGAUGUACAACCAGACUCACAUACAGAUAGUGGUGAAAAUCUGAAAGCUGGAGAACCAGAAGAACAGGCCAAGACAGACACCAACAUAGAGGAACCUAUGGAGGCAGAACCAGACCCAAACACAGAUCCCAAACAUGAACUGCAAGACAGGUGAGGGGAACUGAGUAUAUCUUAAUAUUUUUUUUGGUUCAUGAAUUGUCAUUUUUGAGGAUUUGCCAGUUAACAUUUCUGCAUAUUUAUUUUGCAAUUUUAAAAUAUUGAAGAGUGCCAUGAAUUCUUUUUCAGAAUAUGAAAAAACACUAUCUUUAUUAUAAUGUAUUGAUGUUAGUAAGAGUAUAAGAAUAUUGUUGACAACACAACUCAUGGGACUAAUGAUGGUCUUUCCUCAUAGGGACACUGUAGAUGAAGAGUUCAUAGCAGCGUGUCAUUUCCUCAAAGAUCACAUGGACAACAUGGAUAACCCCAAUGAUGAAAUGGUACGCAUAGUACAGCAAUACAUUUAGACAUAGGCCUAUAGGCACAACCUAAUUACACAAGCGUUAUUCAAAAGCUCUAUGAAUAUCUGUUAAGAUAGACUAGGCACUACCAAACACAGUGUCUUAAAGAUGAACACAAUUUGUGACAGCAUAAUAUUUUCAUUUAUUGAACGGAAGAGCAUAGUUAUGCACCUAAUUUAUUUCUUUUAUUUCACCUAUAUUUAACUAGAACAUUCUCAUUUACAAUAACGACCUGGCCAAGAGGCAUAACAUCGCAAUAGUGAACAGGACAACACAAAAUAACACAAAACAUUUAUAAAAACACACUAUACAGAGGAAAGGUAAGAAAUAUUCACAGAGGGAGCAGAAAAGUUCAACACAGCAGACUUAAUGAUCAGCAGGUACAUUGAUCAGAUAGCAGCUCAGUUAAUAUGUUUUUGAACCAGUGUGGUGGGAUGAAUGUGGCAAGUUUGAGGGUCUUUUGCAGCUCGCUCCAGUCGUUGGCGGUGGAAAAAUGGAAUGAAUGAUGGCUAAAGGAAGUGCGGGCUUUGGGAAUGACAUUUAAUGACAUCACAUUUAAUUGUGUUACAGUGGAUUCAAAUGGAUUUAAUAGUAAUUUUUUGUAAAGAAUCUACACAAAAUACUAACGUCGAAGUGGAAGAUAUUUUUUUUUUUACCGAUUAAUACAAAUGUAAUAAAAAUAUAGUCGUUGCAUAGUUACACUGAACAAAAAUAUAAACGCAACAUAUAAAGUGUUGGUCCCAUGUUUCAUGAGCUGAAAUAAAAGAUCCCAGAAAUGUUCCAUACACACAAAAAGCGUAUUUCUCUCAAAUUUUGUGCACAAAUUUGUUUACAUCCCUGUUAGUGAGCAUUUCUCCUUUUCCAAGAUAAUCCAUCCACCUGACAGGUGUGGCAUAUCAAGAUGCUGAUCAUUACACAGGUGCACCUUGUGCUGGGAACAAUAAAAUGCCACUCUAAAAUGUGCAGUUUUGUCACACAACAAUGCCACAGAUGUCUCAAGUUUUGAGGGCGCGUGCAAUUGGCAUGCUGACUGCAGGAAUGUCCACCAGAGAAUUCAAUGUUUAUUUCUCUACCAUAAACCGAAUUUGGCAGUACGUCCAACCGGAAUCACAAUCACAGACCACAUGUAUGGUGUCGUGUGGGUGAGUGGUUUGCUGAUGUCAACAUUGUGAACAGAGUGCCCCAUGGUGGCGGUGGGGUUAUGGUAUGGGCAGGCAUAAGCUAUGGACAACGAACACAAUUUCAUUUUAUCGAUGGCAGUUUGAAUACACAGAGAUACCGGGAUGAGAUCCUGAGGCCCAUUGUCGUGCCAUUCAUCCGCCACCAUCACCUCAUGUUUCAGCAUGAUAAUGCACGGCCCCAUGUCGCAAGGGUCUGUACACAAUUCCUGGAAGCUGAAAAUGUCCCAGUUCUUCCAUGGCCUGCAUACUCACCAGACAUGUCACCCAUUGAGCAUGUUUAGGAUACUCUGGUUCGACGUGUACGACAGCGUGUUCCAGUUCCCGCCAAUAUAAAUAUAAUCCAGCAACUUUGCACAGCCAUUGAAAAGUGGGACAACAUACAUUCCACAGGCCACAAUCAACAGCCUGAUCAACUCUAUGCGAAGGAGAUGUGUCGUGCUGUAUGAGGCAAAUGGUGGUCACACCAGAUACUGACUGGUUUUCUGAUCCACGUCAAUACCCGUUUUUAAAAAGGUAUCCGUGACCAACAGAUGCAUAUCUGUAUUCCCAGUCAUGUGAAAAUCAUAGAUUUGGGCCUAAUUUAUUUAUUUAAACAGACUGAUUUCCUUAUAUGAACUGUAACUCAGUAAAAUCUUUGAAAAUGUUGUGUUUAUAUUUUUGUUCAGUAUAUUUAGCCCCUUUGUUUAGCCAAGCCUAAAUUAUUUCAGGAGUAAAAUGUGACUUAACAAAUCACAUAACUUACAUGGACUCACUCUGUGUGAAAUAAUAGGGGUUGACAUGAUUUUUGGAUGACUAACCCUUCCUCUGUCCCCAAUACAUACAACAUCUGUAAGGUCCCUCAGUCAAGUAUUGAAUUUUAGGCACAGAUUCAACUACAAAGACCAGGGAGCUUUUCAAAAGCUUCAUAAAGAAGGGCAGUGAUUGGUAGAUGGGUAACUAUAAAAAAUCAGACAGUGAAUAUCUCUUUAAGCAUGGUGUAGUUAAUAAUUAUGCUGUGGAUUAUACAUUACACCACCCAGACACAUUAAAUAUCCAGUCGUCCUUCUGAACUGAGCUGCAGGACAUGAAUGAAACUGCUCAGGGAUGUUACCAUGAGGCUAUUGGGGAUUUUAAAACAGCUACAAUGUUCAAUGGCUGUGAUGGGAGAAAACUAAGGAUAGAUCAAAAACAUUGUAGUGACUUCACAAUAAUUACCUAAAUGACAGAGUGAAAAUAAGAAUACAAAUAUACAGAAUAUUCCAAAACAUGCAUCUUGUAUGCAACAAGGCACUAAAGUAAUACUGCAAAAAAUAACACGGCAAAUGAAUACACUUUUUGGCCUAAAUGCAAAGCCUUAUGUUUGGAGCAAAUCUGAUACAACCCAUCACGGAGUAACUGCCUCAUUAUUUUCAAGCAUGGUGGUAUGCUUGACAUCGACAAAUACUGGGGAGUUUUUCAGUAUGAAAAGAAACAGGAUGGAGCUAAGCACAGGCAAAACCCUGGAGGAAAACCUGCUUCAGUAUGCUUUACACCAGACACUGGGAGAGGAAUUCACAUUUCAGCAGGACAAUAACCUACAACACAGGCCACAUCUACACUGGUGUUGCUUACCAAGAAAAGAGUGAAUGUAAGCCAAGUUACAGUUUUGACUUAAAUCUGCAUGGAAAUAUAUGGCAAGACUUGAAAAUGGAUGUAUAGCCAUGAUCCCCAACAUCUUGACAGAGCUUGAAGAAUUUUGAAAAGAAUAAUGGGCAAAUAUUGCACAAUUCAGGUGUGCAAAGCUCUUAGAGACUCACCCAAGAAGACUCACAGCUAGCUGUAAUUGCUGCCAAAGGUGUUUCUAACAUGUAUUGACUCAGGGAGCUGAAUACUUUGACAUUCGAGUAUUUUGUGUAGAUUGUUGACAAAAUGUCCAUUUUAAUCCAACUUUGUAACACAAUCAAAUGUGAAGAAAUCCAAGGGGUCUGAAUACUUUUGCAAGGCCCUGUAUCUACCAGAGCGCAGGAUGCUAUUGGUGGUGGAGAUGUUGAGGAGUGAGGGGGGACUUGCCUAUGAGGGACUUGUAAAUAAAUUGUUACCAGUGGGUCUGGCAUCGUGUAUGUAAUGAGGGCCAGUUGACCAGCAUGUAAAGGUCACAGUGAUGAGUGUUGAAGGGGGCACUGGUAACAACCCACUGGGCACACACUGGUUAAAUCAACGUUGUUUCCACGUCAUUUCAAUUCAAUUACGUUGAACCAAUGUGGAAUAGACGUUGAAUUGAUGUCUGUGCCCAGUGGGAAAGCGGUUAGCAGUGUGGUAAAUGGCGUCUAGUUUAUUGAGGGAGGUUUUGGGGGCAAGCCUGUAAACUACAUCGCCAUAGUCCAGGAUCGGCAGGAUGGGAGAAGGAUGUUUUGUUGAAGUAGAGGAAACCAAAUUCUGGAUUUAACUUUAGACUGAAGGUGGGUGACAUGGGUAUGGAAUGAGAGUGAUCAGUCCAGCCAUAUACUAAGAUAUUUACAAGCGUCGACAUACUCCAGCUCUGACCCGUUCAGGGUGAGAAUGUUAGGAGGGCAGGCAGGUCUCAGGUAAGUUUUUUGGUAUUGAGGAGUAGGUGAAGGUCAGAUAAAGCAUGCUGGAUGUUGAUAAGGCUAUGUUGUAGGGUGGUCAGCACGGAUACUUUCAUUAGUGCUAUUCAAAUCAAAUCAAAUCAAAUUUCAUUUGCCACAUGUGCCGAAUACAACAGGUGUAGACAUUUCUGUGAAAUGCUUACUUACAGCCCUUAACCAACAAUGCAUUUAUUUUUUUAAAUAAAAAAGUAAAAUAAAACAACAAAAAAGUGUUGAGAAAAAAAGUAAAAUAAAAUAACAGUAGGGAGGCUAUAUACAGGGGGGUACUGGUGCAGAGUCAAUGUGCGGGGGCACCGGCUAGUUGAGGUAGUUGAGGUAAUAUGUACAUGUGGGUAGAGUUAACGUGACUAUGCAUAAAUAAGUAUGCAGCAGUGUAGCAGCAGCGUAAAAAGAUGGGGUGGGGGGUGGGGGGUGGGGGGGGGGGGGGCAGUGCAAAUAGUCCAGUUAGCUGUUCAGGAGUCUUAUGGCUUGGGGGUAGAAGCUGUUGAGAAGUAUUAGCCUCAUUAAACUGUCUAUAUCUGCCGUAUGCAUUUUCUCUCGGAAAUAUCCAAGCAAUAUGAAUAGAAGUUGCCCUCAGAUACAGAUCUAGGACCAGCUUACCCUUCAUUUUGGGGAGGAAAACGGUAAACAUUAAUCUGCUCCCCAGAGGCGGGCUUUGGUGGUGCUGUUCCGAGAUUGGUUCCGGGUGGCGGCUGAGGAGGACUCCCUGGCCAAUACAGUGUUAGUGUACCUCAGAGAGGUGAGGAAGGCUACGCCCUCGCUCCUCCCCUUCCUGGUUAACAUGGCAGAUGACAACGGCAACACAGCACUCCACUACAGCGUGUCCCACGCCAACUACCCCAUCGUCAGCCUGCUACUGGACACAGGUAGGCACCAGUGUGUGUGUGUGUGUGUUUGAUUUUACACAGUUAUGGGGCAUUAUAAACUGGGUGGUUUGAGCCCUGAAUGCUGAUUGGCUGACAGCCGUGGUAUAUCAGACCGUAUACCACGGGUAUGACAAAACAUUUAUUUUUACUGCUCUAAUUACGUUGGAAACUAGUUUAUAAUAGCAAUAAGGCACCUUGGGGGUUUGUGGUAUAUGGCCAAUAUACCACGGCUAAGGGCUGUGUCCAGGCACUCCGUGUUGCGUCGUGCUUAAGAACAUCCCUUAGCCAUGGUAUAUUGGCCAUUUCCACCCCCCCCUCGGGCCUUAUUGCUUAAGUCUAAGGUAAGACAGUGAGUGAGUGUACAUAAACACUUAGUGUGUAUCUAAAUGGUUAUACAUUUGUACUUCCAUAUCUGUUCAUCCACUGAUGAUAGACCAUUUUGCCUUAUAGCCUCAUAGGACAAUUGAGCAAAAACACAAGUUGACGUAUUGAGCAUCCCAAUACACCGUAUGUGUUCCUAAAUGUAUGUGUGUGUUUGUCCUUUCCCAUGCAGGUGUGUGUGAGGUGGACCUCCAGAACAAGGCAGGAUACACAACGGUGAUGCUGGCCUCCCUAACGGCCCCGGAUGGCUCUGGGGACAUGGAGGUGGUCCGCAGGCUCAUGGAGCUGGGGGACGUCAACGCUCGAGCCAGCCAGGUCACGGUCACUGCCUCUAUAACUGCCAAAUACACAUCUCAUACAUCCUAACACUCUUUAUUGGCACAUAAUGUACUGUAUGACCAAGCAUCUUAGUAUUCCAAAUGUAUAACUGUGGGUUGUCUAAACGGUUCCAUAACACAAAGCAAUAGACAAGAAUGGCUCCAAAAAUCCACAGUGGAUGUUUCAGAGUUUCAUACAGCACCAUGGUGGUUAUAGCUAUGAAACAUCAAAGCAAUAUAUAGUAAAUUGGACCUGUGCAGUGCAUACUUGUUUUCAUGUAGGGAUCUGUAAACUAUAAACCAUAUGAAUCCGCACCAAGGGCUGGUCUGUCAUGCUUCUCACACAGAGGGCAAUAUGGCUUUAAUAAACAGUGGCUUAGUGGCUCUGCUUUGGAGAGAGGAUAUAUUGAGUUGACCUCUACAGCUCUCCCAUGCUGCCUGGGUUAGGAUGAAUCACCUCUGUACCACUGGGAGCAGUGGGAGAAACCGGUAGCCUGGUUUCACCAGAAUGAACACUGUGCUCCCAAUUGUUUCAGAGCAGCAACCUGGUUUAACCAGGCUAAGGUACUGGAGCAUGAAUAUCCUUAUGUUUCUGGCAUGGCUACAGAAGACUGGAGGUUAUCAUGCGCUCUCUCCUGCUGCCUGGACCUCUGUCCUCUCAUCUCUUCUCACAUACAGAGAGAGCUUCAAUCUUCUCCAUGAUUACUCAGCACAAAAAUCAUAAUAACAUGUCUUAACAGCCCCCUCGGCCGUGCUUAGGGCUGUUGCAGUGGCUGUAUUACUGCCACACCGGCAGUCAUGAGUCAUGACCACAGUAAAAUUCCACAUGACCGUCACAGUAAUCUCCUCUUAUGCACUCUGGACACGCUUUAUUAGUACCCAACUCACUAACGACCAUCAGGUCCUAAUGGCCUGGUACUCAGGGCUCUAUUGUCCCUCUAACCACUCGGACAUCAAUGCAAAUGCAAUCAAAAAUAACAUCAAACACUUAUCAUCAAAACAGUAUCGUGCUUUUAAAUCUCACCUCACUGUGAUUGAUCAAUUUGAAGAAGGAAGUUCAACAACAGGUUGAAACUGAGUGGAAAACAUGGUCGUUGUGGAUGUUGUGGCCUCCUGUAGCUCAGUUGGUAGAGCAUGGCGCUUGCAACACCAGGGUUGUGGGUUCGAUUCCCAUGGGGGGCCAGUAUGAAAAAUGUAUGCACUCACUAAAAACUGUAAGUCGCUCUGGAUAAGAGCAUCUGCUAAAUGACAAACAUUUUAAAUGUUGUUUCAAAGCCUAACACAAUGAAAUGGACAGUGCUUUCUAAGGUGAUGAUUAAUUCAAGCGGCAUCCAAUCCCUAUUCGAGUGCAUUCGGAUGACAUGUAUUUUUUCCCCUGCCUCUGUUUCUGCCCAUUUGAUAAUGGGCCAUUGUAAAUCCAAACUCAUUUUACAUAUUAGUAAAGUAAAUUGAGAAUUGUCUGAUGGGUGAAAAUAUGAUCACUUGAUGAGAGAACAGCGUGUGCAGCCUGAGGCAAAGAACAGAGCGCUACUUUCUCAAAUCAUCAUGCAGCCCAUAUACUGUAUGUUUUGAUUUCUAAGACAUUUGUAUAAUUCACAACUAAAGUUGCUAAAUAACUCUAAAUCUAGCACAUAGGACCUGUUUCAAUUGAUCACUUUUAUGCUCAACAUAGCCACUUCAUAUGCGCACUCUCUCCAGCUAAGUUCAAUUAUAUUAUUCGAACUAUAAAAUCAUAUAAUAUAAAAUAAUGGCACGGGACUUAUAAGCAUAUCUUGUCAGCUAAAUGAACAAGCCUACAGCCUAUGGCAUGGAGCAUAGCCAGGUAACAUGCAGUAGUAUCACAUUUCAGGAGAAGACCCAGAUACAGACAGUGUUGAAGUAACAAAAGUUUAUUACAAAAACAGGGGGCAGGCAAACGACAGGUCAAGGGCAGGCAGAUGUCAGUAUUCCAGAUCAGAGUCCGAAAGGUACAGAACGGCAGGCAGGCUCAGGGUCAGCUCAGUCAGAAUGGUCAAAACCGGGAAAACUAGAAAACAGGAACUAGAGAAAGACUGGAGCAAGGGGAAAAACGCUGGUAGGCCUGACGAAACAAAAUGAACUGGCCACAGACAAACAGAGAACACAGGUAUAAAUACACUGGGGGUAAUGGGGAAGAUGGGCGACAGCUGGAGGGGGGUGGAGACAAUCACAAAGACAGGUGAAACAGAUCAGGGUGUGACAGUAGGCCAACUCAUAUUCUGUUCUUCUGAAAUACGUUUUCUUCAUAUCAUAUUUCUUUAGACCUGCCUAAAAUAAAUAAUGGAUUUAUUGUGAUGAUGUAGGCUAUAUUAUAUGGAUUUAUUAGACUUUUUCAAAUGUAGAUGUUCCAAAGACGUGCAUCAGCGGCUUGUAUGCGUGGAGACCUGGAGAUGCUAAACGUGUUUAUGUUAAUUAACGGUCAAUUACCGCGAGACCGGAAGUCUUUUGCAUGACAAUAACCGGCGGAUAAAAUUUCAUGACCGCCAUAGCCCUAGCCCCGCCUGCAUACUUUCUUUCUCUCUCUUUUAAACACACAGUAAAAUAUUAUCCCAUAAGACUGGCCUAAAGAUGGACCAUCCCACCAGGCAUUUGCCACAACUGCUUUCUGGCCAGUCAGCUUCAGCUCGGCAUGCUGAGAUGACUCUCCUCUUGACCCUCCUCAUCCCUCUCCCUGUCUCUCUCCCUCCAGGGGGGUCAGACAGCUCUGAUGCUAGCAGUGAGACAUGGCCGGGGCCUGAUGGCGCGGCUGCUGCUACGCUGCGGGGCCGACCCCAAUGUCCAGGACCGCCAGGGGGCCACGGCCCUCAUGUGUGCCUGCGAGAGGGGCCACACACACGUCGCCCGGCUUCUGCUGGAGAGGGCUGAGUGUGACACCAGCCUCACAGACCAGGUGAGAACACACAAACACAUGUGCAUAGACACACACACGCAUAGAUAUGUAUGUGUGUAGUAGCAUCUUAAACAGGUUUUGCACUGUGCAGUAGAUCAGGAUUUGGUAGCUGGUGCUAACAGGAAGUCUAUGCCUGCAGUAUCACUGGUUCUCACUGUGCCUGUUGGACAACUCAGGAAGAGAAACAGAUUAACAGUGCUAUGCACUUUCUCAUACACACAAACACAGAUAUGGAUACACACACACACACAAUCCCCCACGCCCCUGAAGGCCCUGAGCAAGGCAGUUAACCUACUGUUCGCGGGCGCCGGUGACAUGGAUGUCGAUUAAGGCAGCACCCGCACCGCUCUAAUUCAGACACAUUUCAGUUGAAUGUAUUCAGUUGUACAAAUGACUAGGUAUCCCCCUUUCCCUUUACUUUCCCUCAGUUACUAACCACGACUUCAGGAGUAGGCAAUACAUCAAACAACCAGACCCUUCACCAUCUAGUGGACAAAUAUACACAAUACGCCCCGGGGGAAUAAGAGCGCCUCAAGUAUUGCCAUUAUAAGAUUCAAUGUUAACAGGAUGUCAGUCCUCUUUUCUCACUAGAAUUUGCGCCUUUGCUGAAAGAGCAGCUUACGCCAUUUGAAGCAUUUGAAAGCCCAAAUACCUUGUUUGCGUCCCAAGUGGAACCCUAUUCUCUAUGGGCCCUGGUCAAAAGUAGUGGACUAAAUAGGGAAUAGGGUGCCAUUUAGGGUGCAUCCCUUGACUCAGCGAUUAGCUCGUCGUAGCCCAGUGAGGUUUGCCUCUACAACAGGCUUCAUUCAUCCACAGAGAGCUAGCAGAGCGAUAGCCACGCUGUCACUCUUAGCUCACUAAAUCUGUUUCCUCUCCUCUGUAGAGGAAGGGAAUAGGAGAGGAAUCCUCUACUCUGUCCAAUUCUCCACGUAGACUAGUAGAGGACAAGAGGAAAGCUCUCACGGUUAAGGGCCUCCUGCCUUGAAUUGACACUAUCCUCGAUGCAAAAGUGUUAAUUGUAUAAACUCGAAUUCACUCGGGAAUGUGCACUAUACCGUUCUCUCUCAUUUUGUUUGUAUCACUGUCGUUUAGCAUGGUUACAUACCUUAGUAGUGUGUGCCAAACCUUUCCUCAUGUACCCCCACCCAUUCCACUUAUUUGAUGUAUUCUAGUACGAGCACACCUGAUUCAAUUGGUUAACUAAUCAUCAAGCCCGUCAUUAGUUGAAUCAGCUGUGUUAGUACUGGGAUAGAUGAAGAAAAAGUGGAAACUAGCUGGAGGUACUCGAGGAGAGGUUUGGGAAACACUGCCUUUGCAUAAACCAGAAUGAUUUAAAGUUCAUACCUCAAGUGUUGACCUUCUCUGUGUUCUUCCUCAUCCUCCUCUCCUCCUCUUCCAGCGUGGUCGCACGGCCCUCUCCGUGGCCCAGAAGGGGUCCUACGGUGACAUCACAGCCCUCCUCCAGGCUCACCACACACACGCUGGGACAUCUCUCUGAGACCUUGACCCCCCUGUUCCCCUGGAUAGGUCAAAGACACAGACGCCACAGUGCAAGGAAUGUCCAAUUCCAAAUGGCAACUUAUUCCCUAAUGUAUAUAGUGCACUUUUGACUAUAACCUAGCUAGCUAAGUAUAUCUAAAAUCUGGUAGAAAUCUGUGUUGGUAGCCUACUGGCUGUCACUUGACUUCUCCGACACUCACCACUUGCUGAGCUCAGCUGGUCAUGUUAGCAUUUCUCACUGACUUCAAGUACUAGGCUCUGGUCAAAAGUUGUGCACUAUACAGUAAAACAUUUUAUUUUAAGACUUGUGUGCCAGUGGAAGUGUUACUAUGACAGACGUGCACGGCUCCAAUCUUGGAGGGCGAUAUUGUCUGCUGGUUUUUGUCCUUGCCUUUUAAAAUUGAUCCAAGUGCCUGGGCAAAUAGCAAAGUGGAGUUGUCAGCCGAUCAAUGACAUGAAUUGACCCAAUAAGUUCCACAAUGGGAGAUUUAAAAAAAACAGACAAACUGCGGCCCUGGAGGACUGGAGCCGUCUAUCCCAGGGUUAUUUUCGAAAAUGCAUUAUUACAGUAUAUGCUGGACAACCGAUGGGUUGAUUGCUCUGCUGGUACUGUAUACGAUUCAAUGCCGUUAUGCUAUCCCCUGUAUGGCAUUAGGGGAGUGACAAUGCCUUCACAUCUCUUCACAUGGCCUUUAUUGUGUGAUUGUAAGGUGGGACUUUUAUUUUAAUAUCUAUUAUUCUGACCUAGCCUUACACUAGCAACUGGGAAGAGAACAAUUGUGUUAUCAGACUGAAAGAAAUAUCAAAGAAAUCGAAUCUAGUUGGUAUUCAGGUCUGCACCACUACCCUCUGGGCAUUUCAUUCAGCUAGAGAUAAUUAUUACAGUAAAUAUGCAGUACAUUUACAUUGACGCUUGUCUGGAUUGAACUAUUUCCCACUAUCAGCAAUAUGUUGCAUGCCAAUCUCUAUACUGUAUGAAGUAAAAUAUCAGUGCGCUAUCCUGGUAAAGUUUGUUUCAUUAUUAUCACUAUCCAUUAUAGACAAACCAGACAGUGGAUAUCUCUACUCAUUUUUAUGCAUUACUCUUAAAGCUAAGCAAGAUUGCUGACAUGUGACAGUUUUAAUAAAACGUCUGGUGUUUGCCAAUGAUUUUGUAUUAAUAUGGGG